Molecule: messenger RNA, 2764 nt
Organism: Spodoptera litura
Lineage: Eukaryota; Metazoa; Arthropoda; Insecta; Lepidoptera; Noctuidae
Product: ATP-binding cassette sub-family G member 1
Biological process (GO): transmembrane transport
Cellular component (GO): plasma membrane
Molecular function (GO): ATP hydrolysis activity; ATP binding; ABC-type transporter activity
Source: RefSeq, a predicted model, not a curated record
CCUUAGUUCUGUUUAGUAACUCGCAGCCAAACGACGCAUGCGUACAACCGGUGAACUAAAUACGCGAGUUUAUUACUAAAAAAACAAACUAAAUCAAAACAAGUGUAAUUAUUAUAAUCUGUGAAUAUAAAUACUUUUUUUUUGUAUAAAACUCUGUGGUGUUUGUUCCAAAUUCAAAGUUUGAAUUGCAUUUGAAAGAUUAAAGAAUUUGCCCUUGGAAUGCCAGUGUGAUACAAGAUGUCGAGCACAGUGGAGGUGAACUCGCGAGCCUUGGGACGAGCGCACCUCUCUCAUCUACCACAACGCCCGGCAGUGAACCUUAGCUUCCAGGACCUUAGUUACACUGUGCAGAAUGGAAAAAGUUCAAAGAUAAUCCUGCGCAGUAUUAACGGUGACUUUCGGUCGGGGCAGCUGACUGCCAUCUUGGGACCAUCGGGCGCUGGCAAAAGUACUUUACUGAACAUACUAGCUGGAUAUAGGGUAGCAGGAGCGUCAGGAACAAUAUUUACCAAUGGGGAGCCUCGAGACCUCCACCAGUUCAGGAAGCUGUCCCGGUACAUCAUGCAAGAGGACUUACUGCAACCGUACAUCACGGUACAGGAGGCCAUGAUGAUUGCUGCUGAUCUCAAGUUGGGAAACGGGAUUACUAAGGAGAAGAAGCUGGUUAUUGCCGAAGAAAUCAUUCAACUGUUAAGGCUACAGAAAGCAAGGAAUACAGCAACGGAGAGGCUAUCAGGAGGUGAAAGGAAACGAAUUUCAAUAGCUCUAGAACUACUCAACAACCCACCGGUUAUAUUCUUGGAUGAACCUACCACGGGUCUAGAUGACGUAGCAUCUUCAACAUGUGUGUCACUCCUGAAGCGGGUGGCUCGGGGAGGGAGGACCGUGGUCUGCUCCCUCCACACUCCAUCAGCUCGUCUGUUCGCCGAGUUUGACCAUGUGUACGUGGUGGCGGGUGGUCGCUGUGCCUACCAGGGCACUGCACCAGGCGUGGUGCCCUUCCUCAAAGAACUACAGCUGCCCUGCCCUAAGACUUACAAUCCUGCUGAUUUUAUAAUCGAAGUCUCAAGUGGCGAAUAUGGAUCUCACGUUGACAAAAUGGUAUCAGCUGUGGAAAAUGGGAAGAACCAGCGUUGGAGGACUUACGCUAUCGAGGAGACUCCAGGGGAGCAAUUUGAGGAGAUGGAGAUUGAACAGUUGAACACUGGAGGUGUUGAGAAGCAUAACUAUAAGCAUGGAUGUUCAGCUUGCCAGCAGUUCAUUGUUUUACUAAAGAGGAUGUUGUUACAGACGGUUAGGAAUAAGAGCUACCUAUGGCUACGUGUCGGCUUACAUUUGUUCAUAGGAUUCAUUGUAGCCAGUUUGUUCAACAAGAUGGGUUACGACGCUUCGAAGACUAUCUUCAACUUCGGUUUCUGCUAUGCCUGUACUAUUGCCAUGCUGUAUAUUCCUAUGAUGCCGGUUUUACUUGCCUUUCCAACAGAAGUCCAGCUGGUUAAAAGAGAGUAUUUCAACCGCUGGUAUGGUUUGAAGCCCUACUAUGCUGCGCUGGUGAUGUCAAGGACUCCUGCAACAAUAUUCUUUAGUCUUUUAUAUGUGGUCAUUGCUUACCCUAUCACAUCACAACCCAUGGAGCUGGAUAGGAUAGUCAUGUUUGCCUCUACGUGUAUCCUUAUAGCUCUUAUAUCAGAGUCUAUGGGAACUGUUAUUUCAUCAAUGUUGAAUGUUGUGAACUCGGUAUUCAUGGGUCCAGCUAUGAGCGUGCCAUUGAUGCUGCUAGCUGUUUAUGGCAUAGGCAGUGGAGAUGAUCCUUUGCCAAUCGUAUGGAGAUUGGCAAGAGCAUGUUCCUUCCUCCGUUAUGGUAUUGAAGGCCUAGUAGCAGCAAUAUACGGGCCUCCCAGAGAUGAUCUCAUUUGCCCAGACCAUGUAGACUAUUGUGAAUAUAAGAAUGUUGCUUACUUCGUAAAAUUGAUGGGGAUGUCUGGCGUAUCAUUCUGGGUGGAUUUCAGCGUUUUAGUCUGUAUCUUACUCGCCAUGAAUCUCACUGGAUAUUAUCUCCUACGGCAACGGUUGUCGCCUAACUACGCUUUCAGAGCCAUCAAGGUGAUAGGCAACUUCAUCAAGACUAAGAUGAGCUCCUACUCAUGAUUUGAAACACUAUCAUCAUCUUUAGGUGUUUAACAAAAUGAUUGUGUACAUACUAAGAUUAGAUUGUGGAAUAUAUACUUAAAGCACUAUUUAUGGAAUGUUUAUACCAUUAUUUUAUUCAUUUGAAGUUUUCGUUUUAUAAUAGCGAAUGUGUCAUUUAUAAUUGGGGUGUUUCAAAAUUGAAGUUUCCAAAAUGUUUGUUUUUUUUUAUUUAAUCAAUUGAUUAUAAUUAGUUUUGUUUAAGAUUUUUUUAUGUUUCUACAUAAUUAUAAAGGAUAAUAUCAAACCACUGUGAUAGCAUGUAAAGUUUUGAAGUGGUUCCUAUAUACAAUAGGUUUAGUCGAAUGGACGGGAAUAUUUCCUUUUAAUUUGUUAUGCUAUUUAUUAUCGGUUAUGGGGCAUAAAUUAUAAAAACUUAGUCCAAAAUUGAUUGUCGGUGUCACAGAUGCGCGGUGAGAUCAUAUCAAGGCUUUAUAAAGGCCUUCAACUCUACAUACGAUUACUAUUUAUCUGUUAACGUGCUUCCUGUGUUACUCGGGUCUCCACGCUUGGUGUGGUGGCUGGGCAACCGGCUGCCGCGCAAUGUGUCGCGGGUUCGAUUCCCGCACGGAGUAAC